GCUCCCCUCCUUCCGGGGCUCGAGCUGCUCCGUUGCCAUGAGUACACAUAUCCUAAAGGAUAUCUCAAUAGUGGCCAUCAAGGGAACACGGAGGACCUACUGCAUUUUCUUAUCUCUCUAUUCAGCCCUACACUCGUCUCUGUUUCUAUGACCAUCCAGGUCCUGGAUAACAUGUUCGGCUUAGCCGCCGUGGAAUAUCUAAUUGGAUCAUGCCCAUCCCUGAAACACUUUGACCUCAUAGGGUGUAACAAACCACAGGGGGCAGCGGAUGGUUUGGCCUGUAGCAUUAUCUGCAACUUUGUGCAAAGCCAUUCACACCUACAGAGCAUGCGAUGUGGUGUGCUGGACGAGCAAGCUAUAUCGAAGAUAGCUGAACUUGCAUCGUUGAAACAAUUCAGUCUACAUAUCAGCGGCCCUAUUUUCGGAGGGGGGUUGACACUGCCUACUCCAAACUUCCGUCGCCUUACAUGGCUCCGCAUCGUCGCGCCUAAUCUUGGCAGUGCCUUGUCUUUUAUCCGCUUGGUUCAAUCACCCCUUGAAGAGAUUGUCCUGUAUGUUACUCAAACACCUUCCCCUGAUAUACUCCAAGAAUUCUCCAUGGUUGUUUCACGUCGAUUUUCAUCGGACUGUCUGACAUCUAUCAUACUUGAAGUGUUUGAUCUCAACUCUACUCCUCUCAAAUUUGCUAUCGAUU
Messenger RNA from Serpula lacrymans var. lacrymans S7.9, 694 nucleotides. RefSeq lists its product as uncharacterized. NCBI's taxonomy places the organism in Eukaryota, Fungi, Basidiomycota, Agaricomycetes, Boletales, Serpulaceae. The record is from RefSeq and is a predicted model, not a curated record. The annotation marks the transcript as partial. The transcript has a single exon.